UCUCAGGGCUUCCCGUUCAACCCGUGUCUGACGGAGCCCCAGUACAAGGAGAUGGAGCAAAAAGUGGUCGAGGUGCUGAACUCGCUGGACGGUGAGCACCAGGGCACCUACUACCCGCUGACUGGCAUGACGAAGGAGACGCAGCAGCAGCUCAUCGACGACCACUUCCUGUUCAAGGAGGGCGACCGCUUCCUGCAGGCGGCCAACGCUUGUCGCUUCUGGCCCACCGGAAGAGGAAUCUUCCACAACAACGCCAAGUCGUUCCUUGUGUGGGUCAACGAGGAGGACCACCUGCGCAUCAUCUCCAUGCAGAUGGGAGGGAACCUGAAAGAGGUGUACGGGCGCAUGGUGCGAGGGGUGCAGAUCCUCGGCAAGAAACUUCGUUUCUCCCGAGACAGCCGCUUGGGCUACCUGACUUUCUGCCCCACCAACCUGGGUACCACCAUCCGAGCCAGCGUGCACAUCAAGCUGCCCAAGUUGGCCUCCGACAAGGCUGUGCUUGACUCCACCGCCGCCAAGUACAACUUGCAAGUUCGAGGCACCAGAGGAGAACACACGGAAAGCGAGGGUGGAGUGUACGACAUCUCGAACAAGCGCCGCUUGGGACUGACCGAGUACCAGGCCGUCAAGGAGAUGCAAGAUGGCAUCCUCGAACUCAUCAAACUGGAGAAGGCGAUGCCGUGAACCAGGAGGUGGUAUUCUUCUACGGAAAUA
Messenger RNA from Dermacentor silvarum, 714 nucleotides. RefSeq names its product arginine kinase-like. The record is from RefSeq and is a predicted model, not a curated record. The transcript has 3 exons. Gene Ontology annotation, biological process: phosphocreatine biosynthetic process. Gene Ontology annotation, molecular function: creatine kinase activity. Bases 52 to 684 code for a protein of 210 amino acids. NCBI's taxonomy places the organism in Eukaryota, Metazoa, Arthropoda, Arachnida, Ixodida, Ixodidae.